Molecule: messenger RNA, 697 nt
Organism: Musca domestica (house fly)
Lineage: Eukaryota; Metazoa; Arthropoda; Insecta; Diptera; Muscidae
Product: small ribosomal subunit protein uS3m
Exons: 3
Coding region: 127-633 (168 amino acids)
Biological process (GO): translation
Cellular component (GO): mitochondrion
Source: RefSeq, a predicted model, not a curated record
AGUAAUCGAGUACAAAGCGUUCGUUCUCACGAUUGUGGUUUAACGCUGAGCAUUGCUUGACUGAACACACAACAUUGAAUGUUAUGUCAUUAACAGCUGUGAUUUCUUGUUUCUUGUCUUGGAACGAUGUCGGCCCUGCAAAAAUUAUCAUCCUCCCUACUUAAGGAGUCAAUAGCAAAUGCAAAAUGUGCUGCUGCUCUCAUUCACACAACGUCUGUGUGCGAGAAAACCCAAUCGGGCCGAUACCGCAUAACCACAAAACGUAACAAACCCCUCACCUACGAAAUGGCCAAUCCACCACAUUAUAUUGCACAUCGGAAAUCAUGGAAUUCGUGGAAUACAUCCACAAUGUUGGAUGGCCUACGUCCCUCCCAGACUGCAAUUGAAGAUCUAUUUAUCCGCAAGUUUAUUAAUGGCACUUGGCAUUCGUUGGUGUGCUCGGAAGUUAUUAUUAAGCGCCAGCAUAAUAUGAUUCGUAUAGCUGCCAUUAUGAGGCAGGCUAUUAGUGCACGUAAAAUGUAUUUCCUAAUUGGCUAUACUGAGGAACUUUUGUCCUAUUGGAUGCAAUGUCCGGUCACAUUGGAACUUCAAACAGUACAAGACAAAAAUGAUGUUGUUUUCAAGUAUAUUUAAGUUAACAUUUCUGUUGGUAAAGCUAGUUUAUUAAUGAAUAUAAAACGAGUAAUUUUUACUUUAA